This is a messenger RNA of Saprolegnia parasitica CBS 223.65, 255 nucleotides long. RefSeq lists its product as hypothetical. Lineage: Eukaryota; Oomycota; Saprolegniomycetes; Saprolegniales; Saprolegniaceae. The record is from RefSeq and is a predicted model, not a curated record. The transcript has a single exon. The annotation marks the transcript as partial.
AUGCGCUUGCGCUUCCACGUGUCCCUCGACGCGUCCAACGAGAUCAGCUUCAAGGCGCUCAAGGCCACGCUAGCCGAGGACGCGCCGCCGGUCGAGGAUGCGCCAUUCGACGCACCUGCGCUGCCGCACGAAGACGGGCCGCCAUCCACGCCACCGCUCGUGCCCGCGCGUCCGAGCCGUGGCAAGUUCAACAUCAUCGAGCACCUCGAGCAGCGCUAUGGCCGUGGCGGUCCGCUCGAUAUGAAGGACACGGUC